Coregonus clupeaformis (lake whitefish) is the source of this 4757-nucleotide messenger RNA. RefSeq names its product general transcription factor IIIC, polypeptide 3 (gene gtf3c3). The transcript has 21 exons. Gene Ontology annotation, biological process: transcription by RNA polymerase III. The coding region runs from base 114 to 2870 and encodes 918 amino acids. Gene Ontology annotation, molecular function: protein binding. The record is from RefSeq and is a predicted model, not a curated record. Gene Ontology annotation, cellular component: transcription factor TFIIIC complex. Lineage: Eukaryota; Metazoa; Chordata; Actinopteri; Salmoniformes; Salmonidae.
UUAACUGUCGCCAGUGCCACUCGUGUUGUCAAAAUUAAAUGUUUACGAUGAGCGUUAUCAACAUUGUUUUACGUUUAUUUAACCACCAUAAAUCGUUUUAGUUAGUCGGUGAGAUGUCGGGGUUCAGCUCAGAGCUCAUUGACUACCUGGAGGGAAGGAUUUCAUUCGAGGAGUUUGAAAUACAGAGAGAGGAACGAAAAGCUAAAUUGAAGGUAUCGAACGAGGGGCGUUCAGAGGAAGAGAUUGGACCAGAUGACACACUCCCCAGCACUUCCCACGGCCGCAGUCCGAGAAAAUGUUCAAAAAAACGUCCCGCAGCGGAUCCAGAGGAAGGAGUCAGCCCCUCUGUCCAGAAGGCCUUUGCCUCGAUGAUGGGGGAGGGAACAGAGGCUGAACAGACUGAGGAAGAGGAGGAUGAAGAAGAAGACAACGAUGAUGAUUAUGAAGAAGAAGAAGAGGAGGAGGAUGAUGAGGAGGAGAGGAAGGUUGAAGUUAAAGGAGAGGAGGAGGGCCCCUCGGCUGGGGAUGUCUUCGCCCUGGAAAUGGAGCUUAACCGAGAGAACAAGAAGAUGAUGAAGGAGAAACGUAACCGCAGCAAGCUGCCCCGGGCCCUGAGGGGCCUCAUGGGAGAAGCCAACAUCCGUUACGCCCGUGGAGACAAGGAGGACGCCGUCCUGAUGUGUAUGGAGAUCAUCAGACAGGCCCCCCUGGCCUACGAGCCCUUCUCCACCCUGGCUAUGAUCUAUGAAGACCAGGGGGACAUGGAGAAGUCUCUACAGUUCGGCCUGAUCGCUGCCCAUCUCAACCCCAGCGACUGUGAGGAGUGGGUCAAGCUGGCCGACAUGUCUCUGGAGCAGGACAACAUCAGGCAGGCCAUCAUCUGCUACACCAAAGCCAUUAAGUAUGACCCCAGUAAUGUGCACUACCUGUGGGAGCGUUCCAGCCUGUAUGAGCAGGUGGGGGAACACAAGCAGUCCAUGGACGGGUACCGCCGUAUCCUCAACCUACUGCCCCCUACUGACGGAGAGCACUUCAUGCAGCUGUCGCGAGACAUGGCCAAAAGCUACUAUGAGAGUAGUGACCUGCUGUCAGCCAUGGGGGUGAUGGAGGAGGCCCUGAGGAGACACCCAGAGCUGGUGACAGACGAGAGCAUCAACAUGGCCGCUGAGCUCUACAUAGCCAACCACCAGCACGGCAAGGCCCUUCAGGUUCUAGUCCAGUUCUGUGGGAUCGUCCUGGAGAGAGGAGAACCUAAACCAGACCUUAAGAUGGAAGCAGAGGAGGAGAACCAAGAGCAGGAGGAGGAGAUGAAAACACAGACAACAGAGGAGUCUAGAGGGGAGGUUAGAAAGGUGCUAGUUCCAGAUAAUGUACCAGUGGACAUCAGAGUGAAACUCAUGGUCUGUCUGAUCCACCAGCAUGUCUACAGACCUCUGGAUUCCAUGUUGACGUCUCUGAUGGAGCAGUGCCCAGAGGAGCUGGGUGAUCUGUACCUGGACGUGGCUGAGGCCUUCCUGGACGAGGGAGAGUACAACUCAGCCCUGCCUCUCCUCUCUGCCCUGGUCUGCUCUGAGAGAUACAACCUGGCUGUUGUCUGGCUCCGACAUGCUGAGUGUCUGAAGGCACUGGGCCACAUGGAGAUAGCAGUGAAGAGUUACAUUAAGGUGGUAGAGAUGGCUCCUCUUCACCUGGAGGCCAGGCUGUCUCUGUCCACUCUGCAGCAGCAGCUGGGUCGACCUCUCUGCGCCCUCAAGGCCCUGGAGCCCAUGUACGACCCAGACACACUGGCACAGGACGCCUCCGCAGCACAGCAGGAGUUGAAGCUGCUGCUGCACCGCUCUACUCUCCUGCGUUCCCAAGGCCGACUAGAUGACUACCUGGAUACCAUGCUCACCAUGCUGGCUAUGUUGCUGAAGGUGGCUAUGACACGGGCCCAGGUGUGUGUCAGAGCCAGCAGGUGGUCUGGGGUCAGACACCUGCGUCUGGUCAAGGUGUCCAAGGACAUGGUGUCAGACAUCGAUGACCAGGAGGCUGCCUACCAGGACAUCAGUGGUAAGACCAGUGUGUUGUCUCGUGAGGACUGGUGGCUUCUGUUGGUGAGGUGUGUGGAAACGCUGUGUGAGGUGAAGCGUUUUAAAGAGGCAGAGCUGCUGGUGGACUCUUCUCUGGAGUUCUACUCCUUCUAUGACGUCAAGGUGAAGAGGAAAGAGCUGGAGUUCUUUGGUCUGUCGGCUGCUUUCCUGGACCAUAACUACCGCAAGGCCUACGACUACAUCAGGCUGACGCUGAUGGAGAAGAAGGAGUGGCCCAUGCUGUGGAACAUAUUCAACCAGGUGACCCUUCACUCCCAGGAUGUGCGUCACCAUCGGUUCUGUCUGCGUCUGAUGAUGAAGAACCCGGACAACCACGCCCUGUGUGUGCUCAGUGGACACAACGCACUGGUGUCUGGCAGCUUUAAACACGCACUCGGUCAGUAUAUUCAGGCGUUCAGGGCUAAGCCAGAUGAACCUCUGUACAGUCUGUGUGUUGGCCUCACCUUCUUCCACAUGGCGUCUCAGAAGUUUGUGGUUAAACGCCACCCACUGAUACUGCAGGGCUUCUCGUUUCUGUGGCGUUACGUGGAGCAGCGCGGGCACUGCCAGGAGAGCAUGUACAACCUGGGACGGGCCCUACAGCAGAUGGGCCUCGUACACCUCUCCAUUCACUAUUACCACAAGGCUCUCAGCUUCCCUCCUCCUACACUAGAGGGUAUUGAGGCUGACCAGGUAGACCUGCGUAGAGAGAUAGCCUUCAACCUGUCAAUCAUCUACCAGGCCAGUGGAAACACUGAGAUGGUACGACACCUCAUCAACACGUACUGCACUGUAUAAUGGCCUUUCAGGUCCUCCUAUACUGCUCUGUAUAAUGGCCUAUCAGGUCCUCCUAUACUGCUCUGUAUAAUGGCCUGUCAGGUCCUCCUAUACUGCACUGUAUAAUGGCCUGUCAGGUCCUCCUAUACUGCUCUGUAUAAUGGCCUAUCAGGUCCUCCUAUACUGCACUGUAUAAUGGCCUGUCAGGUCCUCCUAUACUGCUCUGUAUAAUGGCCUGUCAGGUCCUCCUAUACUGCACUGUAUAAUGGCCUGUCAGGUCCUCCUAUACUGCUCUGUAUAAUGGCCUGUCAGGUCCUCCUAUACUGCUCUGUAUAAUGGCCUGUCAGGUCCUCCUAUACUGCACUGUAUAAUGGCCUGUCAGGUCCUCCUAUACUGCUCUGUAUAAUGGCCUGUCAGGUCCUCCUGUACUGCACUGUAUAAUGGCCUGUCAGGUCCUCCUAUACUGCUCUGUAUAAUGGCCUGUCAGGUCCUCCUAUACUGCACUGUAUAAUGGCCUGUCAGGUCCUCCUAUACUGCUCUGUAUAAUGGCCUGUCAGGUCCUCCUAUACUGCUCUGUAUAAUGGCCUGUCAGGUCCUCCUGUACUGCACUGUAUAAUGGCCUAUCAGGUCCUCCUGUACUGCACUGUAUAAUGGCCUGUCAGGUCCUCCUAUACUGCUCUGUAUAAUGGCCUGUCAGGUCCUCCUAUACUGCUCUGUAUAAUGGCCUGUCAGGUCCUCCUAUACUGCUCUGUAUAAUGGCCUGUCAGGUCCUCCUAUACUGCUCUGUAUAAUGGCCUGUCAGGUCCUCCUAUACUGCACUGUAUAAUGGCCUAUCAGGUCCUCCUAUACUGCACUAUAUAAUGGCCUGUCAGGUCCUCCUAUACUGCUCUGUAUAAUGGCCUAUCAGGUCCUAUAUGAUGUGUAUUAUGAGACAGAAUUGAUGGUAUAAGAUGCAGUGUUUCCCAAAAUAUUUUUUUCAGCAGCAGUGGCAAAGUUAGUGUAGUGGGUGUGGCCAAUGGCGUGGUCUCCGACCGAAAAUUAGCAGAGACAUUUUGGUGUUUUAAAGCUAGUUUCCUGCAAUUCUACACAUUUUGUCAUGGGGCUUAGAGAAAAAUGUUCCGUUUAAAAACGCGUUUCCUGCAAUUCUACACAUUUUGUCAUGGGGCUUAGAGAAAUGUUCCGUUUAAAAACGCGUUUCCUGCAAUUCUACACAUUUUGUCAUGGGGCUUAGAGAAAAAUGUUCCGUUUAAAAACGCCUUUCCUGCAAUUCUACACAUUUUGUCAUGGGGCUUAGAGAAAAAUGUUCCGUUUAAAAACGCGUUUCCUGCAAUUCUACACAUUAUGCCGUGGCUUAUGCCGUGUUCUUAUGCUAUCUGAGUGACUCAAACAUUAUAACUAAAUCAAUGAGGGCCCCAUGGCAUGAUAUUUUGGGAAUUGUUGAUUCUCCCUGACUGUCUAGUUUUUAUUUUUGUGAUUUUUUUUGGUUCACAAAGAUGAUCUUAUUUAAAAAAUAUAUAGCUCCAUGAGCUUUUCUACAUAUUUAAAUAAUGUUUUUUUAGGAGUAGCAGCAAAAUCAUAUUUUUGGGAGUGGCAGCAAUGAAACACUGAUGUCCUGACCUAUACCAUAGAAAUACUACUAGACUGUAUGAUGUAUAGGAAGUCAUAUAUACCAUAGGAAUACUAGAUGUAGCCUACAUCUACACAUCUCCAGGGGUCAGAUUGAAAAACACCCUAGUCAGUUACUCCCUGUUCCACAGGCUUGCUUAAACAGUAGUCUACUGAUGUAAAAAUGUAAACAUGUUUUGUAUAUAUUUUUGACAAUAACGCCGUAUGUUUACUGUGAAUUGUGUACAUACAUUUUGUUGAAAAAUAUAUUGGAAUACACUGAAAUAAAAAUGAGUUUAUUAA